Messenger RNA from Artibeus jamaicensis (Jamaican fruit-eating bat), 1023 nucleotides. RefSeq names its product spermatogenesis and oogenesis specific basic helix-loop-helix 1 (gene SOHLH1). Gene Ontology annotation, cellular component: nucleus. Bases 1 to 1023 code for a protein of 340 amino acids. The record is from RefSeq and is a predicted model, not a curated record. Gene Ontology annotation, molecular function: RNA polymerase II cis-regulatory region sequence-specific DNA binding; DNA-binding transcription factor activity, RNA polymerase II-specific; protein dimerization activity. NCBI's taxonomy places the organism in Eukaryota, Metazoa, Chordata, Mammalia, Chiroptera, Phyllostomidae. The transcript has 8 exons. Gene Ontology annotation, biological process: regulation of DNA-templated transcription; spermatogenesis.
AUGCGGGCCGGCGGCGGCUCGGACCCGGAGCCGAGGGAGAACAGCAGCUCGUCCCCGACUGGUGCCCAGUUCCACUGCAGGGACCCCGCUGGGGGAUGCGCCCCAGUCAAGACCCCCGCAGUGGUGGAGGGUCCCACCUCCUGCCUCCCUCGGAACGUGCUCAGCGAGAGGGAGCGCAGGAAGCGGAUCUCGGCGAGCUGCGAGCGCCUUCGGGCUCUUCUGCCGCAGUUCGAGGGCCGGCGGGAGGACAUGGCCUCCGUCCUGGAGAUGUCGGUGCAGUUCCUGCAGUUCGCAGGCCCCGCGGUGCCCGGCGGGGAGCAGCAGGCUGCUGUCACUCCCUCCGAGGAGGUGUGGUGGCACAAGUGGCAGGAGGACGUUCUGAAGCUGGCCCUGGCGCGUCAGAGCCCCACAGGCACACCGGGCCCUGGGAAGGGAGCACCCGUGACCAUGCAGCAGGACCCUCCAAGCCGUGUGACCACGGGCGUAGACCAGGGCAAGGCCCCCACGGCGGGGGCCGAGGUGCGGGACAGGCCAGCAGCACCCCCUGGGCUGUCUGGCCUGGCACCAUGGACCCCAGCCCAGAAUCCCUCCAAGGUCCCGAGGGCACCCCCAGCCUGGCCUCCCUGCUCUCGGCAGCCAGCCUCCAUGCUGGUGAGCGAAGAGGCUCAGAGCUGCCUGGGCCAGGCUGGGCCCCUGGCCGAGGGCACUGACCAGGCUGUGCCACCGGGCACCAGGUACGUGUCAGGGUGUGACGCGGAAGAUGGGCUGUCCUUCCUGCCGACUGCCAGUCCUGACUGGUGGCUGGGGUCCCUGGAGGGCAGAGGCAGCAGUGCCCUCGCUCAGGCCCCAGCCAGGAGCAACCCACUGGACAGGACGGAGCUGGGCUUCCUGGCAGACCCUGAGCUCAGCUCCCAGGAGCUCCCUGACUGCGCCCUGGAGACUUGGGGCUGGGACUUGGGCUGCACCAGCCUGGUCCUUCGGGAUGAGGGGGACAGCAUCUUCCCCGACUUCUUGGCCUACUAG